This is a messenger RNA of Thlaspi arvense, 420 nucleotides long. The record is from the annotation of a GenBank genome assembly. NCBI's taxonomy places the organism in Eukaryota, Viridiplantae, Streptophyta, Magnoliopsida, Brassicales, Brassicaceae.
AUGUCAAUGUCAAGAGUUUACCUCUGCCUAAUCUUUCUCACCUUCCUUACUUCCCCACCUGUGCUCUGCUCUCGCAGCCCAAGACUCGCAGCACCAUCAGCCGCGAUAGGCAAGAAGCUCGAGAAAGCGCAUGUUCAUCCUCCGGCGAUGCUAGUUUCUGAAUCCACCAAGGUCGAUUCACCAUCCUCCAUGACCAAGAUUGAUGAUGAGCCUGCAACAAGCUCUGCGAUUGCCGGUUUCUUCAGGUAUAGAUUCCCGUUCCAAGGCUGGCCUUUCCACAAGUAUGCUCCUUUCCCAAUGGUUAACCCUGCGAAUCCUUCUGUGCCUACUACAACACCUGCUACUGGAGCUGAGGAAGAGGAAUCUGAGAAGGUGCCUUCAACGCCAAGCAAAGGAAACGGAGAUGGAGGCAACGCUUGA